Molecule: messenger RNA, 1593 nt
Organism: Serpula lacrymans var. lacrymans S7.9
Lineage: Eukaryota; Fungi; Basidiomycota; Agaricomycetes; Boletales; Serpulaceae
Exons: 6
Coding region: 50-1495 (481 amino acids)
Cellular component (GO): mitochondrion
Molecular function (GO): 2 iron, 2 sulfur cluster binding; 2-methylcitrate dehydratase activity
Source: RefSeq, a predicted model, not a curated record
AUUCCCGAAACAAUCAUCAUAUCGUCUACUGCAUACCUCCUUACCCGCCAUGUCUGUCCAUCAAGGUGAAUCGGCAGUUCGCCCAGAACCAGACCAGCUCCUCAAAGACAUCGCCGACUAUGUCCACAACUAUCAAAUCACUUCGGACCUUGCUUUCGAGACUGCACGUCUCUGUCUCAUUGAUACCAUAGGUUGUGGUCUUGAAGGUCUUCGUUUCCCUGAUUGUGCCAAACUCCUUGGCCCAGUUGUUGAGGGUACCAUUGUCCCAAACGGUACCAAGGUCCCCGGAACUAACUACCAGCUCGAUCCCAUUCGAGGUGCAUUCAACAUUGGUACCAUCAUUCGUUGGUUGGACUUUAAUGACUGCUUCCUCGCUGCUGAAUGGGGCCAUCCAUCCGACAACCUCGGCGCUAUCCUCGCCGUCGCAGACCACCUCGCCCGUCAAGGCCAGCCACUCACCGUCCACGACAUCCUCGAGGGCAUGAUCAAAGCCCACGAAAUCCAAGGCAACCUCGCCCUCCUCAACUCCUUCAACCGCGUCGGUCUUGAUCACGUCGUCCUCGUCAAAGUUGCCAGUACCGCUGUCGUCUCGAAACUCCUCGGCCUUUCGCACUCCCAGACGAUCGAUGCUGUUUCGCAGGCUUGGGUAGACGGACAGUCGCUCCGCACGUACCGUCACGCACCCAACACCGGCCCUCGUAAGUCGUGGGCUGCAGGCGAUGCUUGCUCUCGCGCCGUCAACCUCGCUCUGCUCGUCAAGAAGGGUGAAAAGGGUCUUCCGUCCGUCCUCAGCGCCAAGACAUGGGGCUUCUACGAUGUCCUCUUCAAGGGCAAACCCUUCGAGUUCCAAAUGCCUCUCGGCUCGUACAUCAUGGAGAACGUCCUAUUCAAAAUCUCGUACCCAGCUGAAUUCCACGCACAAACAGCGGUAGAAGCAGCCCACACCAUUCAUGCACAGCUCAAAGCUUUGGGAAAGUCUUCAGAUGACAUCAAGAGCGUGCGCAUUCGGACUCAGGAGGCUGCUGUUCGUAUCAUCGACAAGCAAGGUCCUUUGGACAACUUUGCGGACCGUGAUCAUGCCAUCAACUACAUGGUUGCUUAUCCCCUUAUCUUUGGCGAACUCACAUCGGAGAGUUAUACCGAUGCAUCCGCUUCGGACCUACGAAUCGACGCUCUGAGGGCGAAGAUUUACUGUGUGGAGGACAAAGCGUUCAGCGUGAACUACCAUGAUCCUGCCCAACGGUCAAUUGGAAACGCCCUAUUGGUGGAAUUGAACGAUGGAACUGUACUAGAUGAGGUAGUGGUCGAAUUUCCUGUUGGACACAAGCGAAGACGGACAGAGGGAACGCCGCUCCUUGUGAACAAGUUCAAGAGGCAUAUAUCUUAUCAUUUCGACGAGACGCACCAGAAGAAAAUUCUGGACACGGUAUCUGACGCGCCAUCAUUCUAUAAGCUGGCAGUAGAUAAAUUUACUGACAUGUUUGUUAAGCCUUAAAGGAGCUUUCCGAUGUAUUCGUGUAUCUUGUUACGAUGAUCAUCUCAUUUGUCACAUCAAUCUAGGAAAUUAUAUGAAACGAAACACACUGAGCGUUU